AUGAAAAGUCCGGAGAAGGGCCACAGGAUAUAUCCAGGGAGAUGUUACAAGGAAAGUGCGGAGAAGGGCAACAGUUUAUAUCCAGGGAGAGGUUACAUAAAAAGUCCGGAGAAGGGCCACAGUUUAUAUCCAGGGAGAGGUUACAAGGAAAGUCCGGAGAAGGGCAACAGUUUAUAUCCAGGGAGAGGCUACAUGAAAAGUCCGGAGAAGGGCAACAGUUUAUAUCCAGGGAGAGGUUACAUGAAAAGUCCGGAGAAGGGCCACAGUUUAUAUCCAGGGAGAGGUUACAAGGAAAGUCCGGAGAAGGGCAACAGUUUAUAUCCAGGGAGAGGUUACAUGAAAAGUGCGGAGAAGGGCAACAGUUUAUAUCCAGGGAGAGGUUACAUGAAAAGUCCGGAGAAGGGCAACAGUUUAUAUCCAGGGAGAGGUUACAUGAAAAGUCCGGAGAAGGGCAACAGUUUAUAUCCAGGGAGAGGUUACAUGAAAAGUGCGGAGAAGGGCAACAGUUUAUAUCCAGGGAGAGGUUACAUGAAAAGUCCGGAGAAGGACCACAGUAUAUAUCCAGGGAGAGGUUACAUGAAAAGUCCGGAGAAGGACCACAGUAUAUAUCCAGGGAGAUGUUACAUGAAAAGUCCGGAGAAGGACCACAGUAUAUAUCCAGGGAGAGGUUACAAGGAAAGUCCGGAGAAGGGCAACAGUUUAUAUCCAGGGAGAGGUUACAUGAAAAGUGCGGAGAAGGGCAACAGUUUAUAUCCAGGGAGAGGUUACAUGAAAAGUCCGGAGAAGGGCAACAGUUUAUAUCCAGGGAGAGGUUACAUGAAAAGUCCGGAGAAGGGCAACAGUUUAUAUCCAGGGAGAGGUUACAUGAAAAGUGCGGAGAAGGGCAACAGUUUAUAUCCAGGGAGAGGUUACAUGAAAAGUCCGGAGAAGGGCAACAGUUUAUAUCCAGGGAGAGGUUACAUGAAAAGUGCGGAGAAGGGCAACAGUUUAUAUCCAGGGAGAGGUUACAUGAAAAGUGCGGAGAAGGGCAACAGUUUAUAUCCAGGGAGAGGUUACAUGAAAAGUCCGGAGAAGGACCACAGUAUAUAUCCAGGGAGAGGUUACAUGAAAAGUCCGGAGAAGGACCACAGUAUAUAUCCAGGGAGAUGUUACAUGAAAAGUCCGGAGAAGGACCACAGUAUAUAUCCAGGGAGAGGUUACAUGAAAAGUCCGGAAAAGGACCACAGUAUAUAUCCGGGAAGAGGCUACAUGAAAAGUCCGGAGAAGGGUCACAGUAUAUAUCCAGGAAGAGGCUACAUGAAAAGUCCGGAAAAGGGCAACAAGAAAUAUCCAGGGAGAUGUUACAAGGAAAGUCCGGAGAAGGGCAACAGGAAAUAUCCAGGGAGAGAUUACAUGAAAAGUCCGUAG
Messenger RNA from Ylistrum balloti, 1407 nucleotides. RefSeq names its product ice nucleation protein InaA-like. NCBI's taxonomy places the organism in Eukaryota, Metazoa, Mollusca, Bivalvia, Pectinida, Pectinidae. Bases 1 to 1407 code for a protein of 468 amino acids. The record is from RefSeq and is a predicted model, not a curated record. The transcript has a single exon.